CCCGGAAUUAAAUCUAGAGUACUCCACGAUAUCAAUUGCACAAAAUAUCAUUUCAUCGGACUUUCCAAUUCUAAGCUCCAGCCCCAAGCCCCAAAUCCCAACCUCCAAACCCUCAAAAAUGUCCCACAAAAUCAAAGCAGACAUCAAAAAGGCCUACGACGCAAUCGCGCCCAAAUACCUAACCUGGACCGAGAACACCCACACAGUCCGGCUCUCCUAUCUCCAAAAGCUCCUCGCAAACCUCACCCUCAACACCGAAGAAGGAUCCAACCCAAUCCUCGAACUAGGCUGUGGCGCCGGCGUGCCAGUCACCCAACACCUAACGACCGUGCCAAACACUCGCAUCACCGCAAACGACAUCUCCGAGACGCAAAUCGCGCUGGCUCGAGAACGGCUACCGGCCAGCGUCACGCUGAUCCAGGGCGAUAUGAUGGGAUUGAGCUUUGCGGAUGGAUCGUUUACGGCGGUGCUGGCUAUGUAUUCGAUUUUCCAUCUCCCGCGGGACGAACAGGUGACGAUGUUGGAGCGGGUGUAUGGGUGGUUGAAGCCGGGCGGGUGGGUGUUGGCUAAUUUUUCGGCGGGGGAGUUUGAGAGUGUGAGUAAUGAGACGUGGCUGGGGGGGCGGGAGGGGGUUGUGCAUUGGAGUGGGUGGGGGGUUGAUGGGACGAGGCAGGUGUUGAGGGAUGUUGGGUUUGUGAUUGAGGUUGAUGAGGUUCGUGCUGAUGAGGAAGGGGAGGAGGAUGGGAGUGUGAAGAAGGUUGAGUUUUAUUGGGUUUUGGCUAGGAAGUGA
This is a messenger RNA of Penicillium brasilianum, 790 nucleotides long. The record is from the annotation of a GenBank genome assembly. NCBI's taxonomy places the organism in Eukaryota, Fungi, Ascomycota, Eurotiomycetes, Eurotiales, Aspergillaceae.